Messenger RNA from Diaporthe citri, 2097 nucleotides. RefSeq lists its product as uncharacterized. The coding region runs from base 1 to 2097 and encodes 698 amino acids. The transcript is spliced from 3 exons. Gene Ontology annotation, cellular component: cell division site; growing cell tip; plasma membrane. The record is from RefSeq and is a predicted model, not a curated record. Lineage: Eukaryota; Fungi; Ascomycota; Sordariomycetes; Diaporthales; Diaporthaceae.
AUGCUGCGACCGGCCACACCCCUAUCGAUCCUGCUCCUGUUGGCGUUUGGCCUGCUCCUGAUCUCGGUUCUGUCGACGCCCAUCAUACAGCAGAUACCACUUGGCUCAUUUGGUGGUGUCAGUUUCGGCGUCUUCGGCUGGUGUAAAGGCGGCACAUGCAGUCCCAUUGAGAUAGGCUACGACACUUCUGCAAUCAACCAGAAUGGCAACGAAGGUGAUUUCGAUCUGCCCAGUUCGACGAGGUCGACACUUUCGGCCAUCCUCAUUGUGCAUCCAGUGGCUGCCCUGAUCACCCUCAUUAUGCUGAUCUUGGCUCUGGUAUCCCACCUUCACUCGCCCUCUCACUCUUCUAGAUAUCUGCUUCUAGUAUUCAUCCUUAGCAUCAUCGACUUGAUUGUCUGUCUGUUAUCUUUCCUUAUCGAUGUAUUACUCUUCGUUCCCCACAUGGCCUUUGGGUCGUACCUGGUCCUUGCGGCAACCAUCCUGGUGGCGUUGAGUACUCUGGUGUCAUGCGCCAUGCGUAGGACAAUAGUCAACAGGAAGGCCAGGAAGAAGAGAAUCGACGAGAACGCAGAGAUGAGCGGGGAGAACUUUUACAACCGGCAGGCCAAGGAGGCACCCGUGCCGAGUACCGCACAGCCAACCAUGCCCAUUGUCAGCGGAGCAAAUGGCGCCGCCAACGACAAGCUGCCCGCCUUCGCCUCGUUCGAAAAGAAGGACGACCGCAUAAGCGAUGAGCGUAUUCCAUUGACGGCACGCAGUCCUUCCGACAGGUCACCGAACAAUGUGCCCAUGGAGCUGAACAACGCGGAAACCAUGUACAACGGCCCUAUCGGUCCUGGUCCUCGCCGGGCCCCGUCGAGGGAUCAAUUUGGCAACCCCAUCAACCCACCUCCUGAUGCAUAUGGCAUGCGAAGGCCAUCUACCGAAACCCAACGAUCUCGAGGGCGUGGUGGUAUGCCCCCAGGUGGUUACCGCGGCCGUGGUGGGUAUGGACCUCCAAGAGGUGGUGGGUAUGGACCCGGCCCGGGUAGGGGGGGUUAUGGCCCACCAGGUGGCCGAGGGGGCUAUGGGCCGCCUCCAAAUCGAGGGGGUUAUGGGCCACCACCUCGUGGCUAUGGCGGGCCUAUGAUGCGAGGAGGUCGGCCGCCGCCACCACCACCAAGCUACGAUUCUGGGCCCUACGACCGCAGGGGCUCGCCCGCUGCCGAAUACGGUGGUCCUUACGGUGCUCGACAGCAGUCUCCAGGCCCUCCGUCAGCUCCUGGCUACCAGAUGAACAACUUAAAUCCGUCUAUGCCGAGCGUGUCGACUGGAAAUAGUUACGAGGCGUACACCCCUGGCAGGGAGAGCGAUCUCCCAAGGGCAGAGUCGCCCCCACCGUUGCCUGGGGCCGAGAACGAUAUUCCUAGGCAGGGUACGCCGAUACGUGCGCCCAGCAGCCCCUCACAUAAUCAACAGGGCUUUGGUCUGAGCGACAGUGACGCCGACAUUGCUGGGAUGGUGGGAUUGCAGCAAGGCCGAGACACAGCACGCCGCCACGAUACUGUCAUGAGUGAGGGUAGCAGAUACAGUCAACCCGAUGACCAAUACGUCCCUGUGCGCACGGGUUGGAACCAGAACGCUGCUCAACACCAGUCGGCAGUGCCGUCUCCACUGCGGCCCCCAGUUGGCAAUCCAAGAUCCAACACCGGAAGUCCUCGUCCGGCUCCGCAAGAGACAUCCUAUGUCGAAGACAUAGACCCUCGCUUUGCCGAGCCUCCAAUGGUGGCCACUCCCGCUCAAAGACCGACACCUCCGGCUCUCGAGACUGACAACUCUUAUGACAGCAUUCCUGAGGGAGCUCGCAGCCCUGCCGAGUCUGAACGAUCAACGUUCACCUCGAUAUCGCAGCGAGGUAUCAAUCCCAACUGGCCAGGCAACAACCCACCGCCCCCAAUGAUGGGCGGCUUCGGGGCAGUGCCACCUCGGAGACCAGUACAACCGCCGCGUGAUGUCCUGUUGGACGGAAACCCCGACUUCAUGCUACCUGGCGGGGGUGGGCGCGGGGGACGCGGACCUCGUCGCGGUGGUGGCGCUUACCCAGGAGGCCUGUGA